AUGUUUGUAAACGGUGAACGUUUUAUCACUUCUCAGUUCGAAAGGAUUAGUCUAAACAUAGACAGAAACAUGCAACCGAAAGCCGAUAGACCUGUGGGCCCGAAGAGCGAGCCUCCUCAACUACACCUGACUCCAUCAGGUGGAGCACAGAAACGGAAUGAAGCAUCACCACAACCUGGGAGCAACCCUUGGCUGCUGAAGCCACAACACGAGAUCCCGCCCACACCACCGCCACAAGCCAACCCCCAGCCCCUCGAAUUCUUCCCACAAAGGAUAGGAUAG
This is a messenger RNA of Spodoptera littoralis (African cotton leafworm), 282 nucleotides long. The record is from the annotation of a GenBank genome assembly. NCBI's taxonomy places the organism in Eukaryota, Metazoa, Arthropoda, Insecta, Lepidoptera, Noctuidae.